Pestalotiopsis fici W106-1 is the source of this 1650-nucleotide messenger RNA. RefSeq lists its product as uncharacterized. Gene Ontology annotation, cellular component: mitochondrial inner membrane. The record is from RefSeq and is a predicted model, not a curated record. Gene Ontology annotation, biological process: intracellular monoatomic cation homeostasis. Gene Ontology annotation, molecular function: ribosome binding. Bases 1 to 1650 code for a protein of 549 amino acids. Lineage: Eukaryota; Fungi; Ascomycota; Sordariomycetes; Amphisphaeriales; Sporocadaceae. The transcript has a single exon.
AUGAGCGCUCCAAGCAGAGCUGCUGCCCGCCGGGCAGUGGCGUCGCAUGCAUUCGCUGGCCGAAAUCUACUCCGACCUGGCGUCGGACUCUCAUCCACUCCAUUUGCACGACACGCGGGCAAUGUCAACAACUCCGGCUCAACCACAGUGGCCUUCUUUAUCCCCGGCAGGUAUGUGUCUACUGAACACAACACCACCGGACACCAAAAUGGGCCGCCACCCGGCUUUGAUAUCAACAAGGCGAAGCAGCCACUAUCCAAAGACACAAACAAGACAGACUCCAAGACGGCAGCCGAGUCAACAUCGAAAGCCGACCACACAGACGACGCUCUUUUGGCGCAAAGGCCGGCCAAUGAGCCAUCUGCUGAAGCCAAAACUUUGACAGAAUUGGCUGCCAAGAAGGAGGCAGAGGCACAAAAGGUGGAGGAGAAGCAGGGCAAGAAGAUGACUCUUGGACAGAAAAUCAAGCAUGAAAUUCAGCACUACUGGGACGGUACCAAAUUGCUGGCCACUGAGGUCAAGAUCAGUACCAGACUAGCACUCAAGAUGGCUGCUGGGUACGAGCUUACUCGGAGAGAAAACCGGCAACUUCAAAGGACGGUACAAGACUUGGGUCGGCUGGUCCCCUUCUCGGUAUUCAUCAUUGUUCCGUUUGCAGAGGCACUCUUGCCAAUUGCCCUGAGGCUCUUCCCGAACCUACUGCCCAGCACCUACGAAGGCCAGCAAGCCAAGGACAAGAAGGCCGCCACCCUUCGGGCUACCCGUAAGGAGGUGAGCAAGUUCUUGCGAGGCACUCUGAUGGAGACUGGUCUCCCUCUCACCCCCGCAACAACACAAAAGGAGGAGUUUGCGAUAUUCUUCCGUAAGCUGCGUGCGACAGGAGAGAAGCCAACCACCGAGGACGUGAUCAAGGUUUGCAGAAUCUUCAGGGACGACUUGACCCUUGACAACCUCUCGAGGCCGCAGCUCGUCUCCAUGUGCCGCUACAUGAACCUGAACACUUUUGGCACAGACAUGAUGCUCCGCUACCAGAUCCGUCACAGAAUGCGCCAGAUCAAGCGCGACGACAAAGCUAUCAGCUAUGAAGGCGUCGACAGCUUGAACGUCGGCGAAUUGCAGGUCGCCUGCGGAUCUCGUGGAAUCAAGACUCACGGUGUGUCGCCGGCAAAACUCAGGGAGGAGCUGCAGUCGUGGCUUGACCUGCGUCUCAAGCAUGGUGUUCCCUCAACACUGCUUGUCUUGAGCAAUGCCUACAUGUACGGCCAAAAGACCGAAGAGGGUAGCUUCCACAGCCAGAUUGAGGCCUUGACCGGUGUGCUGUCUUCGAUUCCUGAGGAGCUGUACCACGAGAUCGAGCUCGAGGUGCACAACGCCGAGGGCGCCGCUACCAACAAGCAGCGACUCGAGGUGCUCAAGGAGCAGCAAGAGCUCAUUGAGGAAGAGAACAAGCAGGACGAGGAGAACCAGAGCACCGGCAUGGCCACACCUCGCGAUGUUGAGGAUAUUGACGAGAAGGAAGAGCGACGCAUGGCGGCCGAGCAGGCCGGUGUCGACAAGUCGCAAGUCAACGAGGCCCUGACUGCCGAGGCCGAUGGCAACGAGGUGGCCCAGAAGGUCGCAAAGGAGGAGCCGAAGAAGGUUGAGUCGUAA